Anoplophora glabripennis (Asian longhorned beetle) is the source of this 1976-nucleotide messenger RNA. Its product is annotated as venom carboxylesterase-6. The record is from RefSeq and is a predicted model, not a curated record. Bases 146 to 1849 code for a protein of 567 amino acids. The transcript is spliced from 11 exons. NCBI's taxonomy places the organism in Eukaryota, Metazoa, Arthropoda, Insecta, Coleoptera, Cerambycidae.
CGACAGUUUAGUUCGUUAAAGGUGGUUAAAGGUAAACCACUUGUUCGAUGAUACAUGCAGUUGAUAAAAAAAUAUUUUAUCUAAUAGCAAGUGGAACAAGUGAAGUGCAAAUCGUUUUUUGUGUGAUAGCAAGGUAUCUAAUCAAAUGAUGCGAAGAAUGACCCUAACAGUCUGCUGCAUCUUAGCACUAUUCGCAGUAGGUGAGGGAAAUGAGGUGAAAAGCAAACAUGUAACUGAAAAUCCGGUAGUAACUACCCCCUUAGGACAAAUAAGGGGUAGUCUUAUGACUUCUAGACUGGGGAAAACGAUUAAUGCUUUCAGAGGUAUCCGUUAUGCCAAACCACCAGUAGAUGAACUAAGAUUCCAGCCUCCGGUACCUGUGGAAAAAUGGGAGGGAGUCUACGACGCCACCAAAGAUGGUUUUCUUUGCCCUCAACCCUCUACAAGCCCUGUCUCGGAAGAUUGUUUGAUCGUAAACGUUUAUUCAACCCAGCUUCCACGUGGUUCUGAGAAUCCAAAACGUCCUGUAAUCGUCCACAUCCACCCUGGAGGAUUCUACAGUUCAACAUCAGUGAGCUACUGGGCAGGGCCCCAAUAUUUUAUGGACCAGGAUAUCGUCUUGGUAACUUUCAACUAUCGCUUAGGAUCUCUGGGCUUCUUGAGCACCGGCGACAAGGAAGCACCAGGCAACAAUGGUUUGAAAGACCAAGUGGUGCUCCUGAGAUGGGUAAAACAAAACAUCGACGCCUUUGGGGGCGACCCAAACAGCGUUACCAUUCAGGGGUACAGUGCAGGAAGUUGGAGCGUUAUUCUGCAUAUGGUUUCGCCACUGUCGCAAGGCUUAUUCCACAAAGGAGUUGCGAUGAGUGGCUCGCCCGUGGGUGCCUGGAUGCUUCCACAUAACCAACUGGAAAUUGCCAAAAAGCAAGCAAAAAUUUUAGGAUGUCCAGAUGAUACUAGCGCCAACAUCAUAAAGUGCUUGAAAACUAAGCCGUUCAAAGAACUGGGAGACUCUCUUUUUCAGUUUAGGGAAUUUGGAUACGACCCAGUUCUAAUAUGGUCUCCCGUUAUCGAAGACGACUUUGGCCAAACACGGUUCUUGACUGCCCACCCCAUCGAUCUCAUACAAAGUGGAAAAUUCCAAAAUGUACCUUUUAUUACUGGCAUAACGACCGAUGAAUUCGGAUACUACGCCUUUAACGUAGUAAACAACGAAACUCUCACCAAACAAAUAAACAAGGACUUUUACAAAAUCGCGCCAAUAGCUUUCAUCUAUGAAAGAGACACGAAUCGUUCAAAAAUUGUCAGCGAAGACGUGAAGAACUUCUAUUUGCAUGACAAGCCUGUGGACAAAUCACAAUUCACGGCUUUGGCUAACUUGUACGCCGAUGCGAUAGUGGGAUUUUCAGUAAAUAGAGCAGCGAAACUGAUAUCCCAGUACAGCAGUGAGUGUGUCUAUUACUACCAUUUCAGCUACCAGGGACGCUACAGUCACUUCUACCUACCUGACAGUAACAACACCACUCCUUAUGGGGUUGUCCAUCACGAUGAUCUCAUAUAUUUGUUCUACAUUUCCAAAUUAUUCCCGUGGUUCAACGCCACAUCCCCAGAAGUAGAAAUGGUAGAAAAGUUGACGACCCUCUAUGCGAAUUUCGCUAAGACCGGAAAUCCAACCCCUACAUCAACUGACAAACUGGACAAAGUGAAGUGGGAACCUUUCACUCUUAAGGACCAGAAGUACUUGGAUAUCGGAAAGAAGCUUGUAAUGCAGGAGAAGCUGCACGGAAAGCGGUACGCGGAGUGGGAAAAGCUGUUCCCCUUGCCCCUUGACCCUAAGCAAAACCACUAAUUAGUUGCGGAGGAUAUCGUUCUCCUCUCACUUAAUAAUAAGGAGACCUUUUUUUAGAAACAUUCUUUAUUUACGAUGUAUUAAAUAUACAUUAUCUUUUGUGAAAUAAAAUAAUUUUAUAUUUAAA